GUCAACGUGACAGGUCGUGACAAGUUUGACAACAGUGUUGGACUGACAGAUUGAGUUUUUGAUAAUUUAGUUUUUGUGCUGGUGGUUUAAUUAGUAAAAAAAAAUAGAAUAAACUUAGGUACUGUUAAAAUGGCAUCUCAAAAACUGUCUAUGGCUAUAAGGCAAUUUAGUACCUCAAAUGUAGCAAGCCAGCUAGUAAAACCUCCAGUACAGAUUUUCGGCAUCGACGGCCGUUAUGCCACAGCCUUAUAUUCAGCUGCCAGCAAACAAAAAUCUCUGGAUGCUGUCGAAAAGGAUCUGGUAAAGUUGCAGCAAAGUCUGAAAACCGAUGCCAAGUUCAAGGAAUUUAUCAUAAAUCCUACCAUCAAGAGAAACUUAAAAUCUGAUGCUCUGAAAGCAGUAGCUUCAAAGGUUUCAUUGAAACCUGAAUCUGCUAACUUACUUCAAGCUUUAGCUGAGAAUGGUCGUUUAAAAAACUUGGACGGUGUUAUCAACGCAUUUAAAACACUUAUGGCUGCACAUAGAGGAGAAGUUCAAUGUGAGGUGGUGACAGCUAAGGAAUUGGAUGCUGAUCAGAAACAAAAGCUGCAAGGUGUCUUAAAAGCCUUCCUGAAGUCUGGACAGUCCAUCCAAUUAACUACAAAGAUCGACCCUUCCAUUAUUGGAGGAAUGGUUGUUUCCAUCGGAGACAGAUAUGUAGACAUGUCUGUUGCCAGUAAAAUUAAGAAUUAUUCUGACAUUAUCAGCUCACCAGUUUAAAAAGAACAAUUGUUUUGUGUAAUUAUUAUUUGUACCAUAAUAGAAAUAAAAAUAAAUAGUUAAAAGUUUA
Sitophilus oryzae (rice weevil) is the source of this 829-nucleotide messenger RNA. It is a transcript of the gene ATPsynO, whose product is annotated as ATP synthase subunit O, mitochondrial. Lineage: Eukaryota; Metazoa; Arthropoda; Insecta; Coleoptera; Curculionidae. The transcript is spliced from 4 exons. The coding region runs from base 130 to 759 and encodes 209 amino acids. Gene Ontology annotation, biological process: proton motive force-driven mitochondrial ATP synthesis. Gene Ontology annotation, molecular function: proton-transporting ATP synthase activity, rotational mechanism. The record is from RefSeq and is a predicted model, not a curated record.